This is a messenger RNA of Rhododendron vialii, 1268 nucleotides long. RefSeq names its product ethylene-responsive transcription factor ERF105-like. The transcript has a single exon. NCBI's taxonomy places the organism in Eukaryota, Viridiplantae, Streptophyta, Magnoliopsida, Ericales, Ericaceae. Bases 145 to 1074 code for a protein of 309 amino acids. Gene Ontology annotation, biological process: regulation of DNA-templated transcription; ethylene-activated signaling pathway. The record is from RefSeq and is a predicted model, not a curated record. Gene Ontology annotation, molecular function: DNA-binding transcription factor activity; DNA binding.
CUCAUCUCCCCAUCUUCUCUCCAAAUUCGAACUCCUCUCUCUCUCUAGAUUUCUUGAAUUCUUCUCACCGUAGUUCACCAAAAGGGUCUACGCGUGUGCUAGAAAGCCACAAAACCUAAACAAAUAGCUCCAUUUUUACCAUAAAUGGCGACAGCAGACGAAGUUUCGGCACUUGAGCUCAUCAGUCUCCACUUACUCGGCGAGUUCUCUCCUGUUGAGAACAGCUUCUUCUCAGAUCUGAGUGACAUUUCCACUUCUGAAUCUGAAUCUCUCCCCUCACAGAGCUCGAUGGGUUAUGACUCCCCGAUUUUAGCCCCCGUGUACCUAAACUUUAACGACAUUAACGACACCAAUUUCUUCGAUUCCUUCCCUGAUUCGGUCACGUUCGAGCAAAAUCGAACGGAAUUUUUCGAAUUUGAAACCAAGCCUCAAGUAAUCGAUCUCACUGCGGUUGAACCGCUGAUUUCGAGCAGCAAAUCGAACCGCAGGCAGUCGUUGAAAGUUGAUCUGCCUCCGGUGAAGAAGUUCGAGGUGCUGGAGUUCGGCCAGCCGGAGAAACCGAUUUUCGCGGAGAGAUCGUCGAGUGCGGCGGCGGCGGAGGAGGAGAAACACUACAGGGGCGUGCGGCGGAGGCCUUGGGGGAAGUUCGCGGCGGAGAUCCGUGACCCGAAGCGCCGCGGGUCCAGGGUUUGGCUGGGGACUUACGACACCGCCAGGGAGGCGGCCAGGGCUUACGACAGAGCCGCCUUCAGUAUGCGCGGGAGUAAGGCGAUCCUCAACUUCCCGCUCGAAGCAGGGAAAUGGCGGGAGGCGGCGGAGGUUGCGGCCGCCGUGGAUGGCGGAAGGAAGAGAGAGAGAGAAGUUGAGGAAGAAAAGGCGGUGAAGAAGGAGAAGGCGUCGGAAGAAUGUGAUGCUUACGAGAUUAGUACUACUAUUAGUAGUCCAAUGACGCCGUUAAGUUGGAUGGCCGUGUGGGAUCAAAACGGGAAUGGGAAUUGUAUCUUCAACGUGCCGAUGCUAUCGCCGUUAUCUUCCCACGCAAUUUUGGGAUUUUCAGAACUCAUGGUCUUAUGAGAGAAGUCGGGAAGAGGAUCGUAGUUAUUUUUACCAGUUGGGUUUCAAAAGAAAAGGACGAAACUGCGAAUAUAAUGAUGAAGUAAAAUGUUCACAGCAAAAGAAAAUGAGACAGUCUCAUAGAAGUUAGCUUAGGACAAUAGCUUCAUGUGCAGAGUAUCUCUAGUUAUUAUUGCAUUUUACAUUUUUCCUCA